This is a messenger RNA of Cyanistes caeruleus (blue tit), 5407 nucleotides long. Lineage: Eukaryota; Metazoa; Chordata; Aves; Passeriformes; Paridae. The record is from RefSeq and is a predicted model, not a curated record.
UUUUCCAUAUGAUAAGUGCUCAGAUACUGUGUGGUAUGGAACAGCACACCGAUAUUUGUAAUGGGGGGAAUCACUUGAGGCUUCAGUGAUAUUUGCCUAGAAAGAGUUAAUUUCCUGUACAGCAUUUUAGAUGUGAAUUCUUUGAAGGUCUCUGAGUGGAAGUUUGAGUUUUUCCACUAAAGCGGUAAGUUGGCUUUGGAUGACAGUGUGACUUAUUGCAUGGCACAGAGAAAAGACAGGCUUAGGAGAAGUCAGUGUGACACUGAGAAUGAUGGAAACUGGCACAGCAGUUCAGGGAACAGGGAGAAGGGCAUGAACAGGACAGGACACAUCAAAGAAGUCAUUAAUCUUGCCAAAUCACACGCCAGAAUAAUGUCAUACAAUGAAAGAAAAACAUGAAGAUAUUCCAGAAAAUACAGAGAGAUUUACAUGAAUUCCAGUUAACUGGGAAAGAGAAGUAUUUACAUCUGCUUUAAGUACAGUGAUAGCAGAAGGCUUGCUAGUUGGGAAAAAGAAAGGGGGAAGGCUUAACUUUGAGGGGAAAAAAGUCUCACAGACUGAGGGUAGAAUAAGGAGUAAUUUUGGAGUGCCUGCAUGCACAGUAGGGAAGAUAGGUAUCUUGGGUUUUUAUUUUUGCUGUCUGAGAGGUUGAGGUGUUGACAGCUUGCUGGAGGGAACAAGGCAAGGGGAUGGGUGAGAAGAGAACUCAAUUUCUUAUUUUAAUUGAGGAAUAGGAGACUGCAGAUGAUGUUGCCUGUGGGUAAUAGGAGAAAGCUGACAAACUUUGCUCACAGAGAGAAGAGUAGUUGGAGUCAUUAGAUAUGCCAAGGGAGCAAGUGAGAGAAGUAACAAAGUAAGCUACUGCUGCAGUGAUUUAUAAUAGCACUGAGCAGCUUAAAAGUGCCUUUUUGAAAUAUGGAAUGCUCUAAGAAGGAAGGAAUGAGGAAUGUGACAUGGGAACUGGAAGGAUGUGAAGAAGUUUGUUUCGUGGUCAUACACUUCAGUGAACUUGAGCUUCAAAGGUAGAAGUGAAGAGGGCACAAAGAAGGAAAAGUAAAAUGUGAAAUUAACUUCAUAAUUGGAAGUGUGAUGAGAAGUAUUCCUGUGGCAUGUCAAGAGAGGAAAGGAUGCAGGGGCAAGAGACAUUAAGUUGGAAAGGACCUGGGGCAAUGAGCCAGGAGGAGGAGCCAGAAAACAGGACAGCACAACAGAUGUGUGGGGAUUUGGGGACCACAUCUGGACAUACAAGAAAGUACCAGUUACACUGUCCAGCCUGAUGGUAUUGAAUGGAGAAGGAAGAGAAACUGGAAACAUUUGGGUUUGAUUUGUUGGGGGGUUUUUUUUGUUUUUUUUUUAAACUGAGUAACGAGUGCAAGCUGUCUUCUAAGUAUUUUAGAAGGAAAAGAGCUUAACUACUGGAAAUUAAAUGAAGACUAAAAGGAAGCUUCAGAUUAAGGAGUGUUUAAGGGUAGACUGAUUACCGAAGCAAAUAAAUACGAACUUUAUGAAGUCCAAAGUUAAGGCAGCUGUGGGAUUUAACUGUCAUGGAUUGUCACUGCCCGGAUAAGGGAGGAAGGCAGAAGGAUACCAAUAGCAACUCUGCUGUCUUCAGCUCAUGAAGCUGAAAUACUGAUCAGAACUGGCAAAUGUACAAUCAUAAUUAAAAAGCACUGCUGCAGCCAUCUGAUUUCAACAUGCCAUGAUAACUGUUACUUGAGAGGCUGUCUCAUGACUCAAUGAUGAAUGCACAGCACAAUGUGCUGUAUUGCCUGUGUACCACCCAAAUACAAAAGUAUUUUAUUGGUGUAUAAUGGAAACAUUUUUAUGCAGCUGUUCUUUGUACAGGCACAGAAAUGCACCAAUGGAAUAAAACAAUAGUUUUAGUAGAUGGGAAUAACAAAGAUGAGUGUGUACAAUUCUGUGAAGCCUUUUGUUGUUCUGGUAGCUUCUAGUGUUAUCUAGCACUUCCCCAUUUAACUUUAGUUAAUUAUCAAACCUGAUGGGUUUGAUUUUAAAAAUUACUUUAUUUUAGUCCAUGCUUUGUCCUGAUUCUGCUCUUAGGCUCCUCACUGGGAUCUCCUGUGAAAUUGCAUCCUAGUGCUUGGCAUGUCUUGUAAACCCUUAGGUGCUUUCAAUGAUGUUUUAUAACCACUGAUUAGUUAAUUGGGGUGGAAGGAUGACAGGCUUUUUUCAGCAAACAAAUUUUUGACAGUUCAUUGUUUAAAAUCACAAUGAAGACUGACAGAAUACUUAUAGGAACAUGUAUUGACUUUCCUUUUUAGAAAGGACCAAAUAUUAGAAAUUUUCACCUGUGUCUUGAAUUAAAAUGUUUCUACUACGAUUGUAAAAUUCUUGCAAUAUAUAUGACAGUUGAAUACUAAGGAAAGGGAAGUUAUCUGCUGGCAUUUUCUGGAGCUGAUUUGCAGACAGCCUUGUGGCUUAAGUUAUAGUCAAGAUGCACUUACUAGAACAUGAAGAUACUCAGCCAUUAACACUGCCAACACUAAACUACGUCCCUGAAUGCCAUCAACUCCAUGGAUGGUGACUCAUCUGCUUUCCUGGACAGCCUGUUCCAGUGCUUCACGAUGCUUUCAGUGAAGAAAGUUUCUCGUAAUAGCCAGUGUAAACUGCCUGUGGCACUGAGGCCAUUGGCUCUUGCCCUGCUGUUUAUUACUUGAGAGAAAAGAGUGACCCCCACCUUGCUAUAACCUCCUUUCAGGUGGUUCCAGAGAGCAAUAAUGUCUCCUCAGUCUUUUCUUGAGGCUCAAGAAACCCUCUUGGCUCAGCUGCUCCUCCUGAGGUUUGUGCUAUAGGGUCCCACAACAUGAGCCCCCGAAGGCCUGUAGAGGCCCCUGAGUUCUCUUCACCCACUGCUGGAGCCUCACCUCUAUCUGGAUGCACUUCGAUGGCUCCUGGCAGAUGGCCUUGUAUGCAGAGGCUUCAGGUUUUUGCUUUUCUUUCUGCACUGCUCCAGAGUAGAAGUAUUGCCUGUGUCUCCCUGGCGGUUGCAAAGGUCGCCCAUGGCACAGUUAGCCAAGGUCUUAUAAAGUUUCAUCCGAAGCAACAAUACUGUUUGACUGCAGAAUGCAUUGAAGCUGCUGCUGGCAUCCUGAGCAAGAUAAAUCAAUCUGUAGAUCCGUGUGAGAACUUCUAUCGAUUUGCAUGUGAUGGCUGGAUAUAUAAUAACCCUAUUCCUGAAGAUAUGUCCAAUUAUGGUGUUUAUCCCUGGCUGAGACACAAUGUGGACCUCAAACUAAAGGCAUUGCUAGAGAAACCCGUCAGCAAAAGACGAGACAGUGAAGCUGUACAGAAGGCCAAGAUCCUUUAUGCAUCCUGCAUGAAUGAGAAUAAAAUUGAAAAAGCUGAUGUGAAACCACUGUUAAGUAUACUGAAGCAUUCACCUUUCCGCUGGCCUGUGCUGGAAUCCAAUAUUGGACCUGAAGGACUGUGGUCAGAAAGGAGGUUCAGCUUAGUCCAAGCCUUGGCAACUCUUCGUGGCCAAUACAGCAGCUCUGUCUUUAUCCGUUUGUACGUGGCUGCUGAUGACAAAAUCUCCAAUCGCUACAUCCUGAAGCUUGAUCAAGCAAGCCUCUCUCUGGCAUCUCGAGAGGAUUACCUAGAAAAUACCACAGAAGCCAAAUCUUACCGAGAUGCCUUUUUGCAGUUCAUGGUUGAUACAGCAGUGCUUCUGGGUGCAAAUGCCUCCCGAGCCGAAUCUGAUAUGAAAUCAGUUCUAAAAUUGGAAGUUAAAAUAGCAGAGAUCAUGAUUCCAUAUGAAAAUCGAACAAGUGAGGUGAUGUACAAUAAAAUGAACAUCUCAGAGCUUAGUGCCAUGAUUCCACAGUUUGACUGGCUGGGAUACAUCAAGAAGGUGAUUGACAGCAAACUCUAUCCUGAGCUUAAAGAUAUAGGUCCUUCAGAAAAUGUGAUUGUCCGUGUUCCCCAGUACUUCAAAGAUCUAUUCAGGAUACUAGAAAAUGAAAGGAAAAAGACUCUUGCCAAUUACCUGGUAUGGAGGAUGGUUUAUUCAAGGUUAUUUAACCUCAGUAGACGUUUUCAGUAUCGGUGGCUGGAGUUUUCUCGGGUGAUCCAUGGGACUACAACUUUGCUGCCUCAGUGGGAUAAAUGCGUGGACCUUGUAGAAAAUGCCCUCCCCUAUGUUGUGGGUCAAAUGUUUGUGAAAGCCCAUUUUCAAGAAGACAAGAAAAAGAUGAUGGAGGAAUUGACUGAAGGAAUUCGCUGGGCUUUUAUUGACUUGUUAGAAAAGGAAAAUGACUGGAUGGACUCUGAAACAAAAAGAAAAGCUCAUGAGAAGGCAAAAGCAGUUAUGGCGAAAGUUGGUUACCCUCAGUUUAUAAUGAAUGACACAUAUAUUAAUGAAGACAUCAAAACACUGAAGUUUACAGAAAGUGAUUAUUUUGGCAAUGUAUUGCAAACUCGCAAAUACGCAGCACAAUCUGAUUUCUACUGGCUUAGAAAAGAAGUUCCAAAAACAGAGUGGUUUACAAGCCCAACUACUGUAAAUGCUUUUUAUAGUGCAUCUACCAACCAGAUCAGAUUUCCAGCAGGAGAACUUCAAAAGCCUUUCUUUUGGGGAACAGAGUAUCCUAGGUCCUUAAGUUAUGGUGCCAUAGGAGUGAUUGUUGGCCAUGAGUUUACUCAUGGAUUCGACAGCAAUGGUCGGAAAUACGACAAAAGCGGAAAUCUAAACCCUUGGUGGACGACUGACUCUGAAGAAAAAUUUAAAGAGAAGACAAAAUGCAUGAUUGACCAAUACAACAAUUACUACUGGAAACAGGCUGGCUCACAUGUGAAAGGGAAGAGAACUUUGGCAGAAAACAUUGCAGAUAAUGGAGGUUUGCGAGAAGCUUUCAGGGCAUACAGGAAAUGGAUUGCAGAAAAAAGGGGAGGAGAAGAAGAGCCUUUACUGCCAGGCCUUGAGUUCACACAUAACCAGCUUUUCUUUCUGAGUUAUGCCCAUGUAAGAUGCAACUCCUUUAGACCGGAAUCUGCGAGGGAGCAAAUAUAUACUGGAGCUCACAGCCCUCCUCAGUUCAGAGUAAUCGGAGCCAUGAGCAACUUUGAAGAGUUCCGCAAAGCUUUCAAUUGCGCAGCGAACACGACGAUGAACCGCGGGGCAGAGUCCUGCCGACUCUGGUAGCUGUCCAGCUCUCCUGCCAGGAGGAGGCUGCAAUGUGAACUGCUCAGGCCCAUUGCCAGAGUUUCAGAAUGAUGGUCUGAAAUCUGGAGAGGUGUUACUUCAAAUGCAUCUUCUUCAUCCUGAUGCUCCUCAUGCUGAUGAUCCGCAUGGAUCUGAUCAUUCCCUAUUUAGAGCCUAGAAACAUUCCAAAUAGAAGAGCUUUUCUUUAAGUAUAACAAUAAAAAGUAACUCCUUUUAACCAUAAAA